This is a messenger RNA of Dalotia coriaria, 778 nucleotides long. Its product is annotated as carboxypeptidase D-like. The record is from RefSeq and is a predicted model, not a curated record. The transcript has 4 exons. Gene Ontology annotation, molecular function: zinc ion binding; metallocarboxypeptidase activity. Gene Ontology annotation, biological process: protein processing; peptide metabolic process. NCBI's taxonomy places the organism in Eukaryota, Metazoa, Arthropoda, Insecta, Coleoptera, Staphylinidae. Bases 17 to 712 code for a protein of 231 amino acids.
CCCGGAAACACGUGGAAUGAUAAAAUGGCUUCAAAGUGUACCGUUUGUCCUUUCGGGAGCGUUGCAUGGCGGUGAUCUUGUAGUGAAUUAUCCUCUUGAUUCUCCAAUUUCUAGUAAACCUGGUUUACCCUCAACAACACCAGAUGAAUUAUUAUUCCAGGAACUAGCAAAUAGUUACGCAUUGAAACAUCCAUCAAUGGUAGGUUCAAAAUGUUAUCCCGAUGAACCAGGAUUUAAAAAUGGUAUUGUAAACGGGGCAGCUUGGUAUAGUAUGCGCGGUGGAAUGGAAGAUUUCCAUUAUUUCGCAACAAAUUGUUAUGAAACUAUCAUGGAGAUUGGAUGCGUCAAGUACCCUAACAAUACAGAAUUGCCUUACUUUUGGGAGGAAAACAAAGAAUCUUUGAUGAAUUACAUGUGGCAGGCACAUUUAGGUAUUAAAGGAAUUGUUUAUCAGGCGGCAUCGGGUUUACCUAUUCCCGACGCUGAGAUUCAGGUAUCUACGCAUAUAGAUGGUGAAUGGGAACCAAUUUGGCACUUUGUUACAACCGCUGCUCAUGGCGACUACUAUCGCUUGUUAUUAAACGGUAAAUACAUGGUUACCGCAAGCAAGAAAGGAUUCGUGCCUGUAUCCCACAUUGUGGUCGUUCGAAACCAUCCGAAGAAAGGGGCAACCAAAGUUGAUUUUGCGAUGACACCAAAUGUAGCGGUAUAAAACUUGUUUGAAGCAAUGAAAGCAGUGAAAUGUUUUAAACAUAAAAAAUAAAUCUAUAAAUUGUUA